Porites lobata is the source of this 15782-nucleotide messenger RNA. Lineage: Eukaryota; Metazoa; Cnidaria; Anthozoa; Scleractinia; Poritidae. The record is from the annotation of a GenBank genome assembly.
AUGCCAAGCAAUAAAGAGGAGAAAAUGCAGAUCUCUAAGCUGAAAAAGUCUUACGAAUUCGAUGAUCUUUUAGCCAUGGUCGGCGGUUUCGGUCGAUAUAACUUUCUGCUGUAUUCAUUUUUGUGUGUGAUGACAGUACCCAUCGGCUUGCAGCAGCUUGUACAGGUGUUUUACGGCGCAACUCCUAAGUAUUCCUGCGUUUCUUUUUCACACACACUGGGAAACAACACAUGCACAGUUCUUAAGGCUGGAACAUGUUGUGAAAAAUGCACAGAGUACAAUUUUAGCGGCCGUUUGACUAGUGCCGUGACAGAGGUAAGAGUUACUUUACUUUAUACCUGUUUGUCUGUCUGUUUGAGGUGUAAACUGUUAAGCUUUAAGCUUGUAGUAGAAACUGAAGUUAAAAUAUGACGCGUGUGAACGAAGAAAAACUUUGUAAAGAAAUUUACAUGUAACCCUGACACAAGUCUGUCAGUUUCAUAUGUCCUCGUCUAGCAACCUUUAACACCGACUGAUUACGUAAGUUGCGCUGGCUCGCUUUGCCAAGAUAGCUGAACGUUUAUUAAACUAAAUAAAAUCUUGAACUAUGGGAAGCCAAAUGUAGCAAUAUUCAAUUAGUUUAACUUUAUAUGUAGUCUUGUAUUAUGUAUUCAACUAUGUGUUUAAUAUUCAACUAACGCGCUAUUCAAUAUUCAACUUUCCAUUCAGCAUUCAACUAUUCAUUUUAUAUUCACUUCUUCAUUCACCCAUUCAUUUUCUAUUCAACAAUUUCAACUACUUAUUCAACAUGCAACUAUAAUUUUUAAACAUUCAACUAUUCAUGCAAGAUUCAACUAUAAUUCAAGAUUCAACUAUUCGUUUCAGUUCAUUAACUCUUUUGAGCCCUCUAUGGGGGACAUGGUUGUUCACGGUAUAGGCUUUUUUUCAAGCGGUAUUUCGGUAUUUUUGAUUUUAAUAUACGGUAUUGCGGUAUCAUCUAGCCCUGCGGUAUACGGUUUUGCAUCCUUUUGGUUAACGGUAUUCGGUAGAAGAAGAGCCUUCACGGUACUGUAGUACCAUUUAUUUGCGCUCUUCUGUCUAAUACAGAUCAGUACAAUGUGCAACACGAACGACAGUAAGCUAAACAGGUUAAUAACAGUUAAUAUUUCAAGACUUUAGACUAAUAACGGUAAAUGAUUAUACAAUCUAUGACAAAAUUGGAAGGGCAUCCAAUGACCGGGCUUUUUGAUAGUUGUACCGAUCAAGGUCUUCUCGCGUUUCCUCCCAAUGUCUGAGGUUGAUUUCUGGUGCAUACAUGCUUGAGGUAAACAAACACGCGAGGUGAAUACAGCUUUAAGUAAACGUGUCCGGUCAUAAUUGAGGUAUCGGUAUUUCGUCGAUUUUUGACACGGUAUUUCCGUAUUUGCCAAUUUUUCUUGCGGUAUUGCGGUAUUGGGUACCCCCCAAUGUCCUCUUCUCUAUGGAACGCCAAGCGUGACAAAAGUGUGGUACUGUGAAAACUAAAAUGUAGGUUGUAUCACUGAAUAUAUGCUGCACUGUGUUGUAAAUGGGUUGAAAAUUGCGUAUAUAUAGCUUACGGCGAGACAAAUACAGGUUGUAAAUUUGAACAUAUACAGACUUCGAUUUUUGAAAACCAGGUUAGCAAAAAUAUCAACUCAUUCUACUACCUGGCAAUUUAAAGCAACAAAACUUAUUCAAAGGCCGAUUAAAAGCCUUUAUCUGACGCCGGGCAGUAGGUUAGUGGUCCCUAGAAGCAUUCCAACGAGUCCAAAUUUAAAAUGACUCAAAUUUUAGAACAUUUAUUCAGUAAACUGACUUCGCGAAGUUUCAAAUCGGUGUCAUUUCAGUCUAGAAAUUUUUAAGUUGAGUGAACUGCAGCGAAAGAGUGCCUGGUUAAGGCUUACAUAACAACUUAAAUAGUUAGCAAAACACUACUUUUUCCGCGGUUCGAUAGACAACAGAAUUCCACAUGGAAUAGACAACAAACUGAAUGAAACUUAGUGCACAAAUUAUCACUUUUUCUAUCUGCAAAAAUCGGCUUAUGGUUCAAUACCAUUAGAGCCCGCUGAAACUAGACCUAGAUCCAAUUUUCCUGAGUCGAGGGUUGCUUUUCCAAGGUACAAUCAGUUAAGCUAAACACCGACGAAACGAUAUUAAUGGCUGGCACAGAAUAUUUUGGCCAAACCGCAGUUCAACCACGCGAUCACAUACCUGUCAACACCAUGCGGAAAUCACACAAUCACACACUUUCGCGGCACUUAUAAGACUCUCCCGGCCACAACCCCGCAUAAUCUUCUCAUGGGCUAUUGACUCAGCCGCCUUUGUUUUGGUUUUCAAAGCCGGCGCUUUUCGCUGCUGGUAUAUAGGCUGUAACACAUAGCUUAGUAGUAGCUCAACCAACAAGAACGCAGCAUUGAUAAUAGACCGCUAGUUGGAUUCUGUUAAUGAUGCUUAGUUUCCCCUGUACCGAGAUAAAGUCACCUCACGGCGAAGCGUGCCAGCCCGGGCAGCUCAUGUUGGCUUGUGUUACCAGUACAUUAGACUAUAUUUGUUGUUCAAGUUAAAUCAAAGAAGCAAGACUUUUCGCUUCCAGCAUAUCAUCAGCUAGUAGGCGAAGGGAGGCUAAGUAUUUCGCUCUCUGACGCCCACAAUAUAAACGGUCAUCAAGCACGCAAAAAUGCGAGACACUCUAGCUUACAGUGCACGUGCAAACGGGCGCAACUCUCCCAACAUUGUUGGGAGCUCCAAAGAGGGUAAAUAAGGGCCUGUUUACAUGGAGGUUUGGGGACCCCAGGUAGGUGAAGUAACAUGCGGCGGGUCACUCCUUCUAUCAUGUAAACGUGAUCAAAUUAGAAUGAGAGAUUAUGAGGACAGGCGGGUUACCCACCAAAGCGGGUUACCUCACCUACCUGGGGUCCCCCACCUCCAUGUAAACAGGCCCUAAAGGCGGCUAGAAUCGAAUCGUGCCAUAAUGAACUGGGAUUUCCUUGAGUUAACCGAAGAAGUAGGAGUGAGAAAAGUAUGAACAAAAUCGUCUAUAAACCAAAAUUUCUCACCUCCGCCACUUCCUCCAAAACGUUUCACUUUAAACCCUUGUUGUGUGUCACUAGGCUAACACGACUCACCUACUCAGCACUGUUUUCAAAAUACAACGCAUCCGGAAUUAGUGAGAUAAAAAGGUCCACGUUUCACUGUUCAACUUCUUGUAUAUUUUUCAAAAAUGGUGACAAACAAAAGCACAUAAAACGCUGUAAAUAGCCUUUAAAAGCGAAAAGAUGUAAUUUGUUAUAGAAUUAAAUGUGGUCGAUCUAAGCUGAUCUUACUUGAAUUCAUAAAAACAAAUAAAGUAUUCAGAACACACUGUUAACAUAACAUCUACAUAUCCGAUUAUCUUAGAAUGGAAAUUUUCCUAUAUAAAAAAAUCGCCAACGUUUCAUCUGCGAACGAGGGUCAGAAAAUAGAUACCAGCUCCCGGGCGAGAAAAACUGAACACAUGAGAUCGAGGCAAAAUGUGCCAGGCCGGUCCAAGACGGCAUCCAAACCGUGAAAUCGCAUGGCAUUCGGAACGGUUACUACAUCGUGUACGGUACACGAAUAGUAAGCGUUCUCCUUCGUUGAACGCAAAUAUACAUCAACUUGCUCUGUUUUUCUUUCUUUUCUUACUAUUUCUUUCUUUCUAUUUUCUCUUCGUUUUCAGUGGGACUUAGUAUGCGAUAGGAAGCACUUGAAAGCGAUGACCCAGACCGUUUACAUGGGCGGGCUGUUGGUUGGUUCGGUCGCCUUCAGUGCUUUGUCUGAUCAUGUUGGUCGCAAGAUCGUGGCUUUCCUCAGUAUCUUUUUCCUGGUAAGUAUACCCAGGUGCAAGGAUGCUAACCUAGCUUCAGAAAACAGCCGACAUUAGGUGACUCCACCACUGGUUUCCCUGCGAAAUGACGUCAGAGAAACGAACGCAGAAAUUCCAUACUGAUGACGCGUCCUAAGCGGCGCGACCAAUCAGAAGCCCUACCCAGAUCUGGGUAGUGAUACGUCAUCAGUUUGAAAUUCCUGCGCAUGUUUCUGUCGCAAGAAAACCAUGGCGUCGCGAAAUGUCGGCUGUUUUCUCAGGGUAUUGCUAACGUAGCAGGAGCCUUUUAACCAGAUAUAUCACGGACGGUUACUCUGACUUUCUCGUUUCUAUUAGUUAUUAGAGUUAGCUUAAAACACUGCUAACAAUGCUCCGCCUAUAGUCAUCAUGAUCUCAUUUUAGCAGCUAAGAGAGGCUACAUGAAAACGGUCGCAACAACUCCUAACAUUGCUGGUCCAACAAUGUUGAGAGUCACGUGAUAUUUCAGGAGUGCAAACCAGUGAUAAAAUUUGCCAAUUCGAGUAAUCGCGUACCCUGGUCCCAGAGGUUUUUCUUGAUUUUUCUUCGCGAAAGAGAUCAACAGCAACCCGCGAAGCAGCGACAACGAGUCGCGUAAGCGACGAGGAGAGAGAGAAAAACCUCUGGUUACCUUGGCCUCGAAUCUCACUUUCAUGCAGACGACAGCUGUCAAACGCGUCAAAUUGCUAAUAAAAAGAGUGACCAAUGGCAACUUAGCAAACACGUGCUUAUCAGCCGCUAUUUUUUUAAGUGGGGGUAGACCUGGGGAAAUUAUGUUAUGAACAAACCAUCUUCACUUGGGUGGUAAAGAGUGAUUUGUUAAUCGGGGUCAAGCUAAAGCAUGUGUUAACGAUGGGCGACAAGAGUCCAGGAAUAAGAAGACCACUUUAUAAAGAAACCGACAUUGUUCCAAACGAAUGCUGCAGGAUUUGCAGAAUUUAUUUGGGUAUAAUAACAAGGAUUUUUUCACAAACAUUGUCAUCUGUUCUGUCAGCAGUGUGCCAGGGGAAGUUGUAAAGUUUGCAAGAGUCUAUCAAUCGCGCUUAUUAUAUUGUUUACUUCUGCGGGGCGCGCCGUUCGCGUCGAUUCGCAGGCAUUCACCCCAAAAUAAUAAUAUUUAUAAUGUAUUCUGGCAAUCUGGCUCGCAUUUUGGUUUGGCGGCUCCAUUUCCUUUUUUGUGGAACGACAGCGCUAGGAAGAGUCAUGCAGCACAACAAACCCUUAAGUUUCGGAGUGUACGUUCAGAGGUUUUGUUGGCCCAAUAGACCUAUUCGGCUAACUCAAUGUACCGAAUUCAAACCCUUUGAGAAUAAAACGUUUUGUUUCAGGAAUUUCCAUAUCAUUUAAAUGUGAAUGCCACAUUAUAAUGCAAAUGCAAUACACAAAGAAUCUUAUCCCCGGGAGAUUUGGAUUGGGUAGAACAUUGAGUUAGCCGAAUAGGUCUAUGCCAAAAAUAGCGUCGGUUAGAUCUCUUUUGGGCGUCGCAGGAAAAUCAAGCUGCACCCGAAAAUGAUUAUGUACUUGUACAAAGUUGUAUGUUUUUUUUCCUACAAGGAAACUUUCAUUCCGUAUUCGGAGAUUUUUUAUUUUACUGCCCUAAACAAGUUAGUUUAUUUAAUGGAAUGACAGUAUUGUAACAGAAAAUAUACUUUCCAUGUCCGGUUGAUAAAAUGGUGAACACAUCCUUUCGACUCAACGAAGCGAACAAAGCUUUCUUUUGUUGCUCAGUGAGAUUCAGGAAAGCGCUCAUUAAGUACCGAGGUCAAAAUUUCUUCGAAUAUUCUUUCAGGAACAACAUCCAUGGCGUGCCUCUACGUGCCUUGGUCCAGUGCAAAUGUUAUUGCGAGUGCAGCAUACAAACAAUUUUCUUCCCUAGUAGAGAGAGGCAAAAUGAGGUGUGAAAAUCCUCAGCGUCCCCUCGGUAGUUACAAUUAAACGAGCCAAUCAAAUUGGUUUGCGCGUUUGAAAAACUAUCAACCAAUCAACGCCCGAGGGUCAGAUCCUGACCCUGUCGUCAGCAUGGAAGUGAGAUUCGAGGCCAAGGUAACCAGAGGUUUUUCUCUCUCUCCUCGUCGCUUUCGCGACUCGUUGUCGCCGCUUCGCGGUUUGCUCUUGAUCUCUUUCGCGAAGAAAAAUCAAGAAAAACCUCUGGGACCAGGGUAGUAAUCGCGGUUCAGUUUGUUUAUUCUAUAAAAACGAGACGACGUUUUCAUAAUCAUGCAAAACGGACGUAUCGAGUUUUCGCAAGAUUUACGUCAUUACUGUUUGCCAUGAGGGCAUCUACGGUCGCUACUGCAUCCAAAAAAGCAACAAUGAUCACUUUCACCCAUAUUUUGACGUUAUCGUUUUUAAGAUGAAAAGGUCUUCAUUUCUUGUUGUCUAUAAUAAACAAACUCAACCGCGAUUUCUUCCAUUGGCAAUUUUUUCACUUGUUGCCCCCUGAGAAACCACGUGACAUUGCUUUUAUCCCAUCAGUCCUUGAGUGCGUGCAAAGAUGGCGGGUAUCGUUAAUACGGUCUAUCAACGCUAGAGUCCCAGGUUAGGGGUAUUUAACAAUUAUACCUCGAGCUCGAAUGGGCUCUGAGUCAAUAGCCCAUGAGAAGGCCUCAUGAGCUAUUGACUCAGAGGCCAUGAGGGCGAGAGGAAUAAUUGUUUUAGUAAAAUCCAACUAGUUGGUCAAAAAUAUCGAGAAUAAAAAACUUUUAGCUAGUUAAAGCUAGACUUUAAUCCUUUUUUGCCGCCAAAAAGCUCGCGUUUUUCGCUACUAGUGGGCUAUAACAUAUAGCCUAGCAGUAGCGCAACGUAUCAGAACGCAGCAUUGAUAAUAGACCACCAGCUGGAUUUUACUAAAAAAGAAAAGAAAUCGCUUUGAGAUUCAGGGAUGAAUAAUUCAUUUCUUAUGUUUUAUACCCCUAAGCAUCGAAGCCGGCAGCAUCAAUUUUCUUGUUUACAUUCUUGUGUUAGGAGUGAAUAGAGAAAAGUGUGACCUCACGUUACCAUGGUAACAAACUCUCUGGAUCACAACAAUAAGGGGCUCAAGAAACGACGACGGCGACGGCAACGAGAACGGCAAAAAAGCAAAAGGUUAAGAUUAGCAAAACAAUAUUUUUUCACUUGCAUUACGUUUUUUGUACAUUUGCAACAUGAAACUUCCUAAUUUCUCACGCCUUCUUUAUGGAGUAGGCGAACGCAACACACACACAAAAAAAGAUUUGGUCCUUUCGUAUUCAACCCCAGAAAAUGUCGUCAAUAUUUGACAAAUUAAAUGGAAUCGAAUAAGAUCGUCGCUGAAGUUUGAAACAGUGCAAAAUCACUUUUUAAGUGACGCAGUCUGUUUGUUAUCAUCCAUAGCAACGUGACAUACGACUUCUCCUCUCUGUUGCACUCGUUUUUGUGCGUGGAGAAACUCCGAGACUAGCUAAUUAAGGAUCCCAGUCGGGGAUCUUUAGAUUCCAAGACAAGGACAAGGGUUUUCUCAUUACUUAGUAUUGAGCGCAGGCGAACCAGCGUUAUUUUGGCGGGAAAACGCGAUAGCCAUUGUCAUCCUACUAGUUACAGGCUUUGACGAGAGUGUCGUAGUGAAGGAAACAAGUUAUAAAAUGUUAAAAAUUUGUGCAAAAGGGAAAAUGUUUCUCUUUUACGAGAACUCGCAAGAAAAGAAGUCAAAUCUCAUCCUCGUCCUUGAAUGUAAAGAGGUCUACUGUCUUUAUCGCGGGGCACCAUGAGUAAGAAAAUUUGAAAACGUUACAGUCAAGAAGACUUUUGCAGGGACUGAUCAAACAACGUGAAAUAGAGUUAAGUUGAGAUAUUUCGACUGGCCAAUACCAGUCUUUGUCAGGUGAUGAAGACACCUGAUGAAGACUGGUACUGGUAUUGGCCAGUCGAAAUAUCUCAACUUAACUCUAUUUCACGUUGUUUGAUCAGUCCCUGCAAAAGUCCUCUUGACUGUAACGUUUUCAAUUUUAUCUAUUUUGACUGGUCACGAUCUUUUUGGAUCCGACGUUGAGCAAGAUUGUUCGCACACGGUUUUUGCAGAGGUUUUUUUUACCUAACUAAACAAGAAAAUUUGGUUAUCCAUGCCUCCGCGAAAUUUUGCUAGUGACUUGUAGUCACGUGACCGUCCGCCCGUCCGCCCGCACCAAAGGGUUACCAAUCUAAAAUACAUGUUACCCAAUCAACAAAGGAGACGAAUUUCGUUGGAAGAACAAUAUGAUAUACCGGAGGAGGGGGCAGCGAAGAAAAAAGAAAAAAAAGCGAACAGCAAUACAAGCAACAAAUUUUUUUGUGACCACAUACAACGUUUUCUCCAUAAGACGUGGAACUCGGAAGUUUCACGUUACAACAACAACGGCAAAGAAAUGUACAAAAAAGUGUGCUGCACGUGCAAAGAAUGUUUUUUUUUUCGCCAAUUACACCUACUGAUUUUUUUUUUUGCCGUUCUCGUUGCCGUCGCCGUUUAGCAUUGUACAUAUUUGUGUUAGGUUUGGGUAAAUUAUAAGUAUAUUAACGAGAGCUUCGCUUUUAACCCUGGCUAAAUCUAUAUGUUACCCCAGGGUGCUGGAGCCACGGUCUCCGCUGUCGCAGACUGUCUUUCCUUGUUCACAUUGUUUCGUUUCGUGGCUGGAGCUGGCACAGCUGGUUGCCUUCUCUCUCGGUUCGUCUACUGCAUGGAGAUUACACAGAUCAACAAUCGUACAGCAGCAGGAAUGGUUAACAACAUCUUUGUUAGUGUUGGCUUUGUAGUGCUGUCGCUUUUGGCUUAUCUAAUUCGAGACUGGAGGUAUCUUAUGCUCACUGUGUCUCUACCUGGGCUGCCACUGCUUCUCUGUUGGUGGUAAGGAAAUUUUACUUUAUGCCUUCUUUCUCUACUAACCUGAAAAUUCAGCUGCCUCUCCUCGAUACAGUUAUUUCGAGAAAGGUUGUCGGAAAAAAUGCGCAGGCGACAAUCCCGAAAGGUAAUAUGGGGUAUGAUCAAUACACUGUUCCUGAGAUUGUAGCUGUCGAACCUGUUUUUGUUGCUUUCCUCUAGCACUCACAAACAAACGUCCAUGGCCUCUCGUGCCAAUCUUUCAAAUUUUUUGAAGAACAGUGAACUCAAAACUACCCACAAUACCUUUCGGGAUUGUUUCGUGCACGUUUUUCUACAACCUUUCUCGAAAUAGCUGUAUAUGCAAGGCUCUCUCGAUUAGAUUGAUUGUAUAGCCCCACUGGAAAUCCGAGACAUUCUUGGAUACUGGAUUCCAGUCUAUGUCAGUGGAACUUGGAUUCUGGAUUCCAAUCGUUAGUGGGAUUCCGGAAUCCUUGAGAUGUAUUCCGGAUUCCAAAGCCCAGGAUUCCACCUUCCACUAGCAAACUUCCGCAUUACCUUACAUGCGGCGAAAUACUGCCGUCUCUUCUCGUUCCUUUGAGGAGAGACAGCUGCAUUCGCAGGCUAAUAGCCCCCGGGCCUCUGUUUCAAAAUGAGGGUAGGUGCUCAGCCUUUAAUAUGGAGAUCAUUUUUCAUUCUCAUGCAAAUAAAACUCAUUUUCACAAGAAAGGUUGAGCACCUAGCCUCAUUUUGAAAGCGAGGGCUUUUAGAACUCGGAAGUGGCCUAUUGUUUUGUCGAGGCCCAGGAAUAAAAUCAACAUAACAAAGGUAAAUUAAUAAUGAUAAUAGAACUGAGUGGGUUCCAAUUCAGCCUGUAAUCAUACGAGUGCGAUUUGUUUAAUCACGAGUACGAUUACAAACCGAAUUGGAAGACAUUGUGUUACCGAUUAAUCAUAACUAUAACAAAAUUUAUUAUAUUUCAGGCUUUGUUCUAAUCAAACACAAGAAAUUGCGAGCGUUUUUUUGCUAGCAGUGAAGAAAAGCCAUUUAAGCGCGCGCGUGCGAUGGCGGGUACUGUCCGAUUACAGGCAUGACGCGUACUGUCCUAUAACACUGUCCAUUAGUGCUGAAAUCAGGACAGUUGAUAGCCAACCAGAUUUGAGAAUUUUGUUAUAGUUAUUGUUAAAGAUAAAACAGUGUCGAAAUAGUGUAUAGCAUAAUGAAUGUACCAAAAGAUUAAACUUUGCUUUAAAGCUUAAAGAGGCUGUGUCACGACCAACUUAGCGUCCUAAGCGUCCUAAAUUGCAAAGGAACUUAACGUUGCCGAAGAAAUUACUUACAAAGGACAAAUCACUGCUUCAUGUUAAACAAAUAUAUCUCCUAAGCAUUGCACUGUUUGAAUUUUGAAAAAAUUUCACUUGUGAUACAGCUCCUUUAAGGAGGCAUCAAAUAACGGGCUUAAUGCUCUGUUAACUUAUUUCCAAGGGUCAUUCCAGAAUCCCCUCGCUGGUUAAUCGCCAAGAAUCGUCUGGACGAAGCGCAUGAGCUGCUAAUGAAGUACGCAAGGAAAAAUCGAGUGAACGUAGACUCCGAACAUCUCCAUCACGCCAUACAAGAAUUUAAGAAAGAAGAAGACAAGAAUCGGAAUCAGUUUAGAAAAACUUAUGGCAUUCUUGACAUGUUCAGAACACCAAAGCUUAGAAAAAGAACCGUCAUUUGUGGAUUCAACUGGUAAGUCCCCCAGGUGGUACUCCUGGGAAUUCUUGGUGGGAGUGUACAGUCGACUCUCUCUUAACGGACACCUCUAUAAGACGGACACCUCUCUAAAACGGACACCUAGAGGUGGUCUCUGCCUUUCUUUGCUCCCUCUAUUUGACUUUCUAUAAGACGGACAUCUCUCGAAGACGAAAAGCUAGUGCCGGUCCCAAAGGUGUCCGUCUUAGAGAGAGGUGACUGUACCGCAGGGUUCUUUCAAAUUCUGACCCUAUUUCAGACCAAAAAAUGUCAUUUUUCACACCCGUUUUCAGACCAGUGGGGCCCGUUUCUCGAACGUACCGAUAACUUUUCGCGCCAGAAAAUCCGUUUUAUGUUUGCCGUGUUUGCAUUCAAGAUCAAAGUUUCAUUAAAUUUCAUUAAAUUAGCGAAGCAAAACUAACCGAUUUGUAAGCUAGGAACUGUGCUACUAUUUAACAGGUUUUGAUUUCAAAAUUUGCCUUUGGAGCCGAAAAGUUACCGGGCCUUUCGAGAAACAGGCCCUCGGCCUCUUAGAAAUUACGUCAUCAUAACUUAGAUUAAGACGCCAACAUUUCGAAUUCGCGUAUUUCUUUCUUUCUUAUUCAUUUGGAAUUGAAAUGAUAAAUACGUUCGCAAAAAGAAAGCGGCGCAAAAAACCAUACUCUUUUGGGCGGUCCGUACCUUUCUGGCUUAUAUUCAACAAUUCCUCAAGCCCGAAUGGGCUAUUGGGAUAUUCACUCAGAGCCCAUGAGGGCGAGAGGAAUAAUUAUUUUAGUAAAAUCCAAGUAGUUGUUCAAAAAUAUCGAGACAGAACAACGUUAGCUAGCAAAACACGAUUCAGCCGCCAUUGUUUUGGUUUUCAAAGCCGGCGCUUUUCGCUGCUAGUGGACUAUAACAUAUGGCCUAGUCGUAGCUCAACCAAUCAGAACGCAGCAUUGAUAAUAGACCACUAGUUGGAUUUUCCCAACAGGGAGUAUCCCCCGGGGUGAGUCCGUAGAAUUGAAUCUCCAAGCAUGUAGGCAAUUAAGCGAACAAAUCAAAAGGCCCAAUCUUUUCAUGUCAAACAUUACGUAAUUGUACCUGGCUACUGGUUAGCAAUUGCGCAUUGGAUAGACAGUAAACCUGAAACCGCCCUCGUUUAAUACUGCUUUUGCUGUUUUUAGGUUAUUUGAUUUUCACCCUCCCACCCACUCUUAAAGUCGAAUACAGGUAGCGCAUCGUAGAGCAGAUCUGAAGAAAUAUCCACAACUAAACGCAAUUGUUCAUAUUGCUUUCUUCUUGCAGGUUUGCGAAUGGAUUGGUGUACUUUGGAAUAAGCUUAAACGUGGGAAACUUAGCAGGCGACAUGUACCUCAAUUUCUUUUUCUUGAGCAUUGUGGAAAUUCCUGGAGCAUUGCUACUCUGGUUUUUACUAAAACGGUGGGGCUUAUAUGAUAUUCAAACUAACAAUCAAUAAUUCUGGGGUGAAUAUACCGUAAAUACUCGAAUUUAUGCCCGGGGUGUUUGUUAUGAGUCGAGAAGGGGUGCUGCUCUAAUAAGUGCGCUUGAUUGAAGGGUAGCGGUUAUGGUUGGUCUUUUUCAAAUUUCUUAAAAUGAUAUGGACUUGAUUUCUAGUAGAUACAAAGUGAAACAGUAAACUAGAAGUUAUCUGUAAGGAAAAACACAAAUAUAUGUGUUAAUGUCCUUUCGAAAGUUCUUCUUCCUCCUACUAGUGCUCCAGUUUUUUACCAUAUAUUUGGUGAUUAUAUUUUCCAGGGGAGGGUUGGGGGACGCGCAUUUAAGGGGUCACUAAAUCAUAAUAGCAUUUAAGAUUAAAACCUCCAUUACAAUGAUGAUAGAAACUGUUCAUAUCGCCAGGGUUGUUAAAGGAACAUACAUCUUUUUUUACUGAGGGAACGUACUACAGCGAAUGUGAUCACUUUCAAAGUAAUUUCAGGCUGUUAAGGUUUCCCAAUGUUGUUCUUGUUUUCCUUAAUAACUAACAACGUUUGCUUAAUUGUUAAUAAGAAUUUAUCAAUGGCACUUAAAAAUAACCUUUAGUAAUUUACGUUUCACACGAUAAUAUUAUUUUCUGACCUGUAAGUCAACCUUCCUUGUAAGUUCCUGUCAGUGAAAAACAUGCCGGGCUCACCUGAAUUAGACUUAACCGAUGGUACGCUUAUUUUUAUCACCCUUGGAACCAGCCUCAUCCAUUAUCCGUUCUUCUCACAUUUUUACUUCGCACAUUUGUCAUUACUUUGAGUGUUCAUUAGUUGCAGUAUUUGCCAGUAUGUAUUUACUCAGGGAACGGCGAGAUGAAUGCGAACAAUAACUCAGUUUACUGUUUUUUUUUUUUCCAGAUAUGGUCGCCGUAUACCAUACGCUUCCUUCAUGAUCUUUGGAGGACUGGCAGGAACGCUAGUAUCAGCCGUUCCAUCGCAUGAAGGUAAAUAAAGGCCUGCGCACGCGCCGUCUCACUUCGAUUCGGCGAAAACUAAAUUCAGUCAGUUGACGCACGAAAUAUCGCCUAUACCGCUAGCCUUUGCGUUUGCUCUUAGGGAGUAAAAGCCAACUUUGCCCGAAUACGUCAAAAGUGAAUAACCUUAGUUUGUUUUCCUCGUUAAAUGUAGAUCAAAACAUAGAGUUGGCUUAGAGUUGUGCCCGGGGGGGUGGGGGGGAGGGGGGUGUACUCCCUUCUAUUGCCUAUACGGGGAUUUUGUGCCGCUGGACAGGGUAUGGUUUUCCUCCUCUCUGUCCUAAACAGGUGAUCUAAUUUCGUACGAGUCUUCAGUUCCUAAACAGGGUUUAUAAUUUGGCGCAAGUCUAUGCUAAACAGUGUGCAUGAUUUGUGCGAGUCUGUUCUAGUAUUAAAAUUGAGGGAGUUGUCCUAAACAGGGUACAAAAAUUGAGGAUGUCUUCCUAAAUUAAAACAGGGCCAGGGUUUGAAACCCUCAGCGGCUCACCCAUACCCAAAUAUUGGUCGAGUACCCCCCCCCCCCCCCCCCGGGAGUUGUGCAAAGGUACUUAAAACGCGCGUCAAAGAUAUUAUACCUUUGCCAUGCUUUUCUCUCUUUUUCAGACCAAAUUUGUGGGAUAAUAUAUUAAAAGUAAUAUAACCAAAGGCACCACUAAACCAAUCCCCGAUUUUGGUUCUCCUGCUUUUUUAAGCGAAGCCUCGUUGUUUAAGAAAGGAGGCAGUCGGCUGCGGGUGCACCUUGUUCCUUUUCCAGAUAAUUCAUAUCACUUCGUAGAAAGCGGCGUGCCGAAGGUCAGGUAAUGUCAUUAACGUGGAAGAGGUUAGUCUGAUUGUUCGCGUGCCAUCGUGGAUUGCGCACCUCUUUACAGCUAAACCUUGUCUUCUCUCUCUGGACAGUCAUUAAGUAUGGUCCGAUUGCAUAAACUGGGAGUUUGUAAAGAUUUCCACCGAUAAAAAACAUCGUAAUUGACACAAGCUAACAAUUACCUUAUGUGUGAAGCCAACAGGGCUACAUCGCCCAGAAUGCAGCGACACAUCGGGGAAUUUUUCAUGCGCGCGGGCGGUAAAAUUAAAAAAAUUUGUAAGAGAAUUAAUGGUGUGUGUGUGUUAACAAAUUUUAAAAAAUGGCCAGAAAGCGACCACCAGCGGGUACGUUUUCCUGUGUUACGCGCUUUUUAAUUCCUCUGGCUAACUACCAGCAUAUGGGUUUUGUAGAGGAGGGAUCAGUAGAAUGAUUUGAAACAGAAAUCUCUUGGUUACGGUUUCUACAAGUAUUAUCGAAUUUGCUUUGAAAGUUGGCUAUUUGGAAUAUUUCGAUGAAUAAAUCGGCUAACUUCACGGCUAGCAUGUAUCAGGAUGGCUUCUAGAAAUUUCCUCUUGUUUGUACAGACCCUCUUAGUUCCCCUCCCCUCUUCCUGUAUAUUAGUGAAGUGAGUCAGUGACUCAAUGAAUUAACAUAUUACGUUUUCUUGUGAUUUCUAAGGAUUACAGUUCAUUGUUACGAUUCUGGCUGUCAUUGGCAAAGCUUGCAUUUUCGCCACGUUCUUGGGGAUUUAUGUUUUCACUGCAGAAUUAUACCCAACAGUCAUCAGGCAAGUAAACCAUCCAACUUUGUGGCAUUAUGACAGGCUAUUAUCUGCACUUCAUGAAAUUAAAAAUGUAGCUGUUAUUUGACCGAUAGCUACAACUGAUAGCUCUUGCAAUGACACAAAAACCUUACCUGGUUUGGUGUAGACAUAACCUCAGAUUUACAACAAUCUUUUACGGGUAAAAGAAAUUUCAAUAAACUUUAAAAGUGAUAGGAAAAUCUUAUGGCCUAGCUAGCUUCUUCACGUUUUUUCGUGACGUCAUAUCACGCCUAUCAGCGUUUUUGCAUGACGCCACGUCCGCCAUAUUGGUGUUCCAGAACAACAACAAACGGCGUCCAUGUUGUUGUUCCAAGUAAAUCCCGUGGGAGCAGAACAUUAUCCUUUCGUAGAAACGUUGUUUUGUUUACGUUCUUUUCCAACAAAUUAAACGUUGUUUCUGGAUAAUAGCGCAACCAAAUGCAAACAAAAUAUUUUCAAAAAAAAAUAAAAAAUAGCCAUAAAAUCUUUGUGCGAGAAUUGCACACUGUUUCAAUUUUAUUUGUAACAAAACAUAGCUUAUGGAAAGUUUGUCAGUGAGGGUUGUUUAAAAGACAAAAAAUGGUUUUGUUUUCUAAAUUUUAAAACAGCAGUUGAGUCGUUGGGCAAUCUCAAUCCAUAUAGUUCUAAGUGUUAUUGAUAAGCGGGUUUUAUCAAUAUAAAUGGCACUUUUCCUUUAUUGUAGGAAUACUGGCAUAGGUGUGGUUUCAAUGAUGGCUCGUGUUGGCAGCAUGAUAACGCCAUUCAUCGUUUUAUUGGUUUGUAUAUUUAACAAUUAUUCCUCGAGCCCGAAUGGGCUCUGAGUCAGUAGCCCAUGGGGCCGAAGGCCGAAUGGGCUAUUGACUCAGAGGCCAUGAGGGUGAGAGGGGGGCUCGUAGUAGGAUGUUUUAUUUUUUCAGAUGGAUGGGCCUAUGACUGGGGGGGUAUAGGUAGAGGGGGGACCUAAGCUACAGUUUAACGUAUCCUGCAUCGACAGGCAGUGUUUCUUUUUUCAAACAGGGAAGGCUUAUUCAUUUAGCGAUAAUUCGCAAUUUUUUUUCGUUCAAGGCUGACCUUCCAAACCUGAGCAAAACUCUACCGCUGGUCAUUUUUGGAAUUUUUGGGAUUCUUGCGGGUAUUUUGGCGCUUUGGCUUCCGGAGACACUUCACAGUCCCCUGGCCCAGACAGUAGAACAGGCGGAAGCGUGGGAUGAAGACUACAAGAUAUAUUGUUGCAGACGCCACAGGUCCGCGAAGGAAGAAAUAAUCAUGGAAAUGUCGGAUAAAGAAGAGGCCAACCAAUCCUUAGUGUUAACUUAA